Molecule: messenger RNA, 924 nt
Organism: Saccharomyces eubayanus
Lineage: Eukaryota; Fungi; Ascomycota; Saccharomycetes; Saccharomycetales; Saccharomycetaceae
Gene: RNH201
Product: ribonuclease H2 catalytic subunit RNH201
Exons: 1
Coding region: 1-924 (307 amino acids)
Biological process (GO): DNA replication, removal of RNA primer; mismatch repair
Cellular component (GO): ribonuclease H2 complex
Molecular function (GO): RNA binding; RNA-DNA hybrid ribonuclease activity
Source: RefSeq, a predicted model, not a curated record
AUGGUCCCUCCCACGGUAGAACCAUCACUGGACUCUGAAUCCACCAAAUCCUAUUUCUCACCGGUCCCGCCACAGCUCCUAGAACAGAAUGACUCGCCCGUGAUAAUGGGUAUCGAUGAAGCUGGGAGAGGGCCCGUGAUGGGACCCAUGGUCUACGCCGUAGCAUACUCCACACAGAGAUACCAAGACGAAACGGUGAUCCCCAAUUACGAGUUUGACGACUCCAAAAAGCUGACUGACCCCAUCAGAAGAAAGCUGUUUGCCAAGAUGUACGAAGACAACGAGGAACUAACCCAGAUCGGCUACGCAACCACAUGCAUCACGCCGCUAGACAUCUCGAGAGGCAUGAGCAAGUUCCCCCCAACAAGAAACUACAACCUCAACGAGCAGGCGCACGACGUGACAAUGGCUCUGAUAGAUGGCGUGACGAAGCAGAACGUCAAGCUGGAUCACGUGUACGUGGACACUGUCGGACCGCCAGCGUCCUACCAGAAGAAGCUGGAGCAGCGCUUCCCAGACAUCAAGUUCACGGUCGCCAAGAAGGCAGACUCCCUGUACUGCAUGGUCAGUGUGGCCAGUGUGGUCGCCAAAGUUACCAGAGACAUACUUGUCGAAUCCCUCAAGAGAGAUCCCGAUGAGGUCCUGGGCUCUGGCUACCCCUCCGACCCAAAGACCGUAGCCUGGCUGAGGCGCAACCAGACACGCCUCAUGGGGUGGCCUGCCAACAUGGUGAGGUUUUCGUGGCAGACGUGCCAGACCCUCUUGGACGACGUUAGUAGAGAAAGCAUCAUCAUCAAGUGGGAAGAGCAAUACAUGGACAGCAGGAAGAACGCCGCGCAGAAGACCAGGCAGCUGCAGUUGCAAAUGGUGGGAAAGCCUGCGAGGAGGAAGACGCUCAGAACCCUGGACAACUGGUACCAGUAA